AUGGUGUUGGUGGUUGUCUUUGUCACUGUUGUCCGGGUGGAGAUGUUGUUUAUGUUUACCCUGAUCAUUUUUGUUUAUUUUUUUCUUUCAGAUUCCACAGCGUGUAAAUGCAGAACAGGAAAUCAAAAAUGCUGGACCAAAUGCGCCAGAAUCUACCAAAGCAAAAGACGAGCUGAAAGUCCACGAUCAGAGCAGCCUCUACCAGAUAUACUGAAGCAAUCGUCAGAGAUUGAUGAUAUAAGAUACGAGGAUCUUGUGGACACCAAUCAAAGGAAUUCGGCCGAUUCCCCAAGUCUGGAGGAGCUGUUGGACAGCUUACCGUUUCCUUGGAGGAGAAACAUAUACAGGUUGAUCCAGGAGGCAGAGAUGGCAGAGCUAGAAAACUUCUUAUAGUCACCACGCCAUACUUUCCUCUUUGUAUGGCAAGUUCUAUGAAGAAUCAUCCAAGAAAACGACAUUGGAAAUAAAUCCUGGCAUCCUUACAAAACAAAGGCUGGGAAACAAAACAUACAGACAGACACACAGAGAAUUACAUCGACCGUGAUCGCGUGUAGUACCUUUAUUUUUGUUGAGUCGUUUCGGUUGUCUUUCAAAUAGAAGAAAAAAUGUAGAAUAUUAUAAUCAUCUAAAUUAUUUCAAUCCUAUAGUACAUAAAAUGUAUUUAUUUAUCAUUCCCCUUGCGUCACUAUCAAGUGCUAAAAUCCUUUAGCCAGUUUUAUGGAAGAUACUCCGGAGAUUUCUAAGGCAUUUUUAUUGCACAAAAACAGAGUAAGGAUGUGGGAAUGGUCUUAUCAUAUUUUGUGAUAAUGCUGUGUGAAAAAUAGAGAAUAUCGAUAAGCCAGCUGCAUCUAACGACUGAGAUUAUUAGCUUUCGUUUAGGAGCUAUCAAGCUGUCUGCACCAUUAUGUCUUUAUCUAGUUAGCAUCAUCGUAUAUCUGAUUCAUUAAUCUAUUAAUUUUUACUGCGCCAUGUCAGCUUGUCCAAACCCACUCGCACAGAUGGCGUAACGCAUUAGCCAUAUAACCCCAUUAUUCCACAAACUGUGAUUUAUUAUGAACUACAAAAAAUGGCGUCAUACAUCAUUCUAAUUGUUGCCUAACUGCUAGUGAAAGCAGUAUUUCCCAUAAGUUCAAUCGAGUACGAUGUAUGAGAUGUCAUUGUUUUCACUGAUAUGAACAUUAGUUCAGGACCCCGCAGUCAUGGAAGGCUUUUUUACUUACCAUAAUCAAUAUAGAUUAUGAACUUUUAUAUUCUAGGAGUUCAUUUUGGAUCACAAAAAUGAUUGGGACACAAGACACAUUUGUCGUUGAUUAUAUCCCUGACGUCAUGUUAGACAUAAUUAUUUAUGUUAUAGUUGGGUUCGUAUUAUCUUAUUAUGAAAGUUCCUUGUAUUAUUUUCUAAUUAGUGUAAUUGAAAAGCAAGACUACCCGUAAAUUGUAUUUUCUUUACAAAUUUAGCAGCGUGAAUUUGUGAGAACCCUAAAUCAUUGUAGAAAAAAGUUCUUUGAAGUUGCAUAUUACUUAAGUUUGUAUAUUUCUGAUUUAUAAACAGGAUUGUAAUUUUAAGGUCAAAAGCAAAGAAUCACGAAAUAAAAAAGUUCUCUAGACCUAUUUUACCCAUUGAUCCAUUAAAUUAAGUUUAAUUACAGUACUAUUAUGUAUAAAGACAAGACAAUCGCAUUAUUAUAUACACUACGAUGCCGGUUAUAUACCUAGGACCUAAAACAUGACGGACAUGUCAAAAUUAUUUUGAUAUUUGUAGGUCAAGCUUUGACAAAAUACCUUUACAAAAUAUUUUUUCAACGUAAUAACAAGUGUUUUCCCCCUCUUUAUAUAUUUAGAAUACUCCUUAGAGGGAUUUUUUAUAACGAUUCAGAACUAAUCUAGGUGCAAACAAAUCAGUUUCUAUCAAGUAUGCCAGGCUGAUAAUCCUAAUCCUGUCAAAUUAUUUCAAGGUUGGGAGUACAAAAUACUUCCAAAAAGCAUAACACUUUUUUGCGGUCCAUUUUUUGUGACACCUUAAAACAAGGCUUAUUUUUGUGUAGUUCCAUUAAAGUUACUAUUAGUAAUGUGAUUUAAUUCUUCUUUUUUUUUUUGUCGUAUUCAUUUAAACUGUUUCAGACAGCUUCAGAAAGAUAGGUAAAAUAACAAAAGAUGAAAUUCUUUUAAAGAUACGAGAUGAAAAUCGAAUCUGUAUGAAUUCAUAUAAUUAUAAUGAGCGUAUUUCACUGUGGACCUAUUCAAAUAUUUUGAUGUUAAUUGCACGAAUAUGUUAAUUGCACGAAUAUGUUAAUUACCUUCUCAAGAUAGAAUGUGUGAAUUUUCCCCUUCAUCAUUCUAUUUCUGGUCAUGCCUGUUACAUUUGACCAAUGACUUAAAGCUGCGGCGAUUUCGAGAGGCCCAGGUAUCACAAUUCAUCUACAUUGCAAAUUUCACGCUUCUUGAGGCAUUUGACUACAAUGUAUUUAAUAUUAGGUACACUGGUAAAAAUUUUGAAAUCAUUUUCAGAAUAUUAAAAAUGGUGUUCCAGUUCGUGAUGUUUUUUGUCCUUCGAUCGUGAUGGUCAAACAGAGGGUUCAGUAUUAAGACAUUACUUCUGUCGAUGUUUGAUAUUUAAAAAGGGAAUGCAGAUAUGUGUGUGGGGGCACGUUAUUACGAAUGCGUUAUUCUGAAUGGUCCUUCAAUACCAAGGUAGUUAAGCUAAUUCUAAAUGUAAAUUUUGUGUCAUCCCAAAUUACAUGUGUUACAUGUAUAUCUCAAAACAUUUUUUCAUUUCCAAAAACGGCAGAGAAGUACCUAUAACUGCCUGAUAUACCGUUUUGAAGGAAACUAUAACAUGAAUAUGAAAUAUGAUGUAUCUUGUGAAUUAUAUUGGAACAGUCGCUAUAGGAUCGUCUGAAAUUAUAGAAAAAUUACAUUCGAUUGUGAAGCUUACAGAGAUUACAACGUCAUGAAAUCAAAAUGAAAUCCUAUACAUUAUAAUACUAAGUAUAGAUGCUGGAUUUCUAUGAUCUUUUUGGUAUUAUCUGAAAAGUUCUACAUACAAAUCCUUCCAGUUAACAAUUGUACUUGUUUAAACUAUGACAUUUAGGAGAAUUUGUUUUUCUCUGAUGCCGAUAUAUGACAAUGACAUAUAUGACAUAAAACUAGUACCCACUCAUAGUGCUAGAGUGAGUGAAUUUAAAUCUAAGAAAGAGGUUCAAAUAUCGAGUUAGAAUGUAAAUCUAAAAUACAAGGUAGCAGGCAAUGUGGGUCAGAUACUAGUAAGGAUUUCCCUUCUGUGACGUAUCCAGAAAUUAGUAAAAUGAGGGUCGGAAUUUCUCCCCUAGUGACGUGGACAGAAUAUUGAAUUUUUUUCCCUGAGAGGCGGUGUAUACCAGCCCCAUCAUAUGGUGUAAGGGCCACUUGGUUGGGAUUCUAUUUAUGCUCAAAACUUAAGAUUAGGGAGAUAGUUUAGUAUAUCUAAAAAGUUGUUAACCUUCUUUAGCACAUUUAGAUCCCAUCAAAUUUCUUAUCAUAAUUCUAUCAUUUGCAAGAAAUUAUUCUGCAUGAGAAGCGGUUAAAUUGUGUCAUGUUGCUAUCUAAACAACUAUUUCCAACUGUUGCCUCCUCCCCCACCCACCUCCUCUGGAAUAUAUGAAUUUACCCCCUUCAUAGCAAGAAUCAUCAUCAUGGAUUAUAUUUCCCUAAGCGAUGAAGAUUAGCCAAAGUUGAUCUUUUUGCAAUACUUGUGUUGUGCAUAAUGUACAAGUGUAUUGACUUCAAGCCAACAUAACUCUCUUAAUUGAUUAGUUGAUUUAAUUGAUUUAAUUAAAUGUUCAUACCUGCAAUUCCGACAGAGUCAGACUGAAAAUGGAACCAAUCUCCUACAAGAUGAAUUAUCAAUUAGUUAAUUUCACCUGAUAGAUUCGAAAUUGACAAAUUGGGUAUAACGAAAUGCAUAUGUAUUUAUGUUCCUUUGCGUUUGUUCGCACAUCUUCGUCAUUUCUAUCCUUCUUUUCACUUUACCUCCCUUUCAAACAAUUAAGAAAGCAUAACAAAUUUCAUUAGUCUUGUAUGAAAAAAAAAGACCCUCAUCACAAACACAGGCAAAUAUUUGAAUGAAUAGUUUUCUGGUAGCUACAUAGGGGUAGUAUAUUUAAGAUGAUAGAACAUUCUACUCCAAUCUUAUGUUUCGGAUGCUUGAUUGUAUUCCUAUCAAAUCUAUGAAUAACUUAAUACCGUAAUCCAGGCUGUUCUUGAUUUCAUGUAUAAAUUCCCCCCAAUUCUAUUUUGUAUAGUCUAUUUUGAUAAGCAUCCUUAAAAACCACUGAAUUCGUGAUAUCCUGUUCUAAUCUCUUCUUAUUAUUUCUGUUGACUGAGUUCAAAACUAAUAAUUGUCUUUUAUCCCCAAUCACAAGAAAGAAAUUGAUGAGGUAUUCUGUUUAUUGCAAAGUUUGUUAUGUAUAUACAAAUUGUUCUCAAGGAAAAAAAAUGAUCUGCCUGAAUGUUAUUGCCAUAAUUUCCUCCACGGACUGUUCAGGUAAGGGUGUUAUUGUGUCAAUUGGAGUAAAAAAAAAACUAUUUUCACUGUCUCCUGAAGAAGUAAAGAUAACUGAAUAAAUUUGAAGACAGGAUUUGAGUCAUAAAUACUUAACCGAAGUACUAUUUUACUUGUGUAUAUACAUGUACGAAAUGUACUGUAGAGAUAUUAUGAUUACGUAACACAUCGAAGCCAUCUUUGUUUUAAUAAAGAAAUCAUAGAAACUGUUGAGUCAUCGUCUUAUUGUUACUAUCUGUCCAUGCACUGUAACUUUUAUUCAGUAUAGCUAGACGCUUUUGUGCUUCGUAGAAUCAGAUACCAGUCGUUAUUCUCCUUAAAGUGCCUUACACGUUCAGUGCUAAAUUAUAGAGAAUCAAAAAAUAAAAGAAUAUUGCUGUGCAUACUACGAAACAAAAGAGAAAACGAAAAUCCUUACACGCUCCACCACUAGAUCUCACUAAUAUAUUUUGUUGGGAGAAUAUUUUGAGUUUAUGGUGUCUCAGUCACAGUCUUUAUUUUGAAUUUUAGGGGGACUAGUUAUAAAUAUAUAUAUCUAUAUUAUAUACAUGUGUGGUGUAAUAUAACGUGCAAAGGAAAUGUACAUUUUAUCUCCAGUUUGUGUAUUCUGCUAAAGGAUGUAAGCUAUAGUUGGCUAACCUAGUGUGUUGUAGAGAAUCUUAUAGAGCCAUGUUCGUCGUUGAUACUUAUUUUCUCUCUAUCUCUUCUUCUUUCACCUGGAUGUAAAUCAUUGGCUUCGAUUCUAAUUAAAUGAUCAGUUUAUCUGUAAUUGCAA
Strongylocentrotus purpuratus (purple sea urchin) is the source of this 5315-nucleotide messenger RNA. RefSeq lists its product as uncharacterized. The coding region runs from base 1 to 393 and encodes 130 amino acids. The record is from RefSeq and is a predicted model, not a curated record. Lineage: Eukaryota; Metazoa; Echinodermata; Echinoidea; Camarodonta; Strongylocentrotidae. The transcript has 6 exons.